AGGAGGAGAAUUACACAGAAACUAGUAAGAGGAGGAGAAUAACACGGAAGAAAAGAAAGUGCAUCAGGAAGUACCAUUGACAAUGACGACGGUCGCAGAAUCACCGGAAUCUGAGACACACUCAGCAUACGACGACGACUCCAAAACCAACAAUCCUCAAAUCUUUAAUCAAACGACGCCGUUUAUUGAUUACGCUGCUGCGCAAGCCCAGCUUUACCACCGGGCCUUCAACGACAGGGUUGAUUCAACAAUUGAUGCUGCAAAAUCCCGUUUCGCCCAAAUCCGCUCUACCUCUUACGUUCAUUUUAACCAGACCUUGGAUUCUUUGGAUGACCUCAAGUCUCAGUACAAUGCUUAUGAAGAUCUUUUGUUUGGAAAGAUCAAAGAGGGUGUACUUGUUGCAGCUUCACAUCCGUUGAUUACAUGUGGAGCUGCUGCUGCCCUGGGUCUUGUGGUACUUAAGAGGCCUAGACAGGUCUUGUACUAUAACACUUUGCGCCUUUUGGUCAGUGAAGAGUCUAUGAUUUCUAGAGCCCAUGCUGAAAUUAAAGAGUUGCGACAAUCAAUUCAGAUUUUAAAGGCUGAAGGUGAAAAGUUGGAGAAGAGUGCAAUACAUGCAGAGGAGCAAUUCUUACAUGGAAGGACGAAACUCAGACAAGCAGGAAAGCAGAUCCGGAAUGUGAUUCAUUCAGCACACAAAAUUGAAAGACGAGCACAUGGUUUGAAAGAUAUCCUUGGAGAACUCCCUAAAAGAGAAGCAUCCCUUUUCCGAUCACAGGUUUCCCAACUUGCUUCUGAGGCAAAGAAAGAAAAAAGUACCUUGACCAAGGAGAUCUCCAAAAUUAGCAACUAUGGCAUCUCGGUUUGAGAGACUCUGCUUCAGCAUUUUCUAAUUUACGUGCAUCUUAGUCUUCUGAUCACGAGCAUGAUGUCUGGUGAUCUUUUUCAGGACUAACAAAGUUCUGUUGUUAUAUUAUAAUAUAUAAUAUUUUUAAUCCCUACGGUUCGUGAAGUUUUCCUGAGAGGGAGGUUUCAUGCCCACAGUAAAGAGAAUGUGAAUGAAUACGCAUAAAGUGACAACUUCACAGAUAUGAAGUUUUGUGCGGUCUCUCUUUUCACAAUUUAUAAAGUUCAGUAGGCUACGGUGACACUGUAGCACAACGCAUAAGUAUGACUCAUUUUACAUACAUAUUGGGAAUGAGCAUAUUGAAUUUGUUAUAAAUCAAUGAGCAUGACUCAGUUGAAAUCA
Vigna unguiculata (cowpea) is the source of this 1249-nucleotide messenger RNA. RefSeq names its product alanine-tRNA ligase. NCBI's taxonomy places the organism in Eukaryota, Viridiplantae, Streptophyta, Magnoliopsida, Fabales, Fabaceae. The record is from RefSeq and is a predicted model, not a curated record.